UACGUGUUAUCGUGAAAGGGUACUGUUUCUCUUUUUUCGCGUGCUAACGUUACAAAAACAGUUAUGGCAACCAGUGGACAGACUGAUACUGUGCAAGAAAGUGCGAGUGACGCCGUCGGUGGAUCAUUAGCGGCUAAAUGUCUGCCUUGUCAACGUGCAGACAUGUCUAAGCUAGCAACGUUGUUCUGUAAUACAUGUGAAGUAUAUCUCUGUCAGGAAUGUUGUGAUGGACACAAACUACAUAUUCCAAACGUAGAGAACCAUGCCAUAGUGGCUGCCAGUGAAGCAAGUACCAAGACGACUGUCGAUUUAAAGGGACUGGAUAAAUGUUUAGAACAUGGAAGGGCCUUUAUGUUUCAGUGUGAAGAUCAUGGUGAUUUAUGCUGUGAAUUAUGUGUCAUCACCUAUCAUCGUAAGUGCGACAAUGUUCCUGAAAUUGCAGAGCUAGUUAAGAAGAAAACGGAUCAAAUCAAAAUUAAGGAGAUCCAUGAGACUGUUAGCACGGCGUCUGGAUUUAUUGAGACGUGUGAACAAGAUCAGUUGAAAAGUACUGGACGAAUGGAACAAAUCGAAAAUGAAAUAGAAACUUUCAAAGAAUUGUUCCUGAAGAAAGUCGAAGAAGCAAAAAUCCAUGUGCUCAGACAAAUGACUGACCAUAAUCUGAAAGAAGACAGCCGAAUAGAGAAAGGGAAACGGGAGGUUAUGAGUGCAAAGACCAAUCUUGAAUCGAUCCUAGAAAUAGCUGAUAUGGUCUCCGACUGUGGCUCUGAAAUUGAAAAGUUCAUAAUAAAUCGUAUUCUUGCAAACGAACAUAGCAGCUUAUCAGAAACUCUUCGCACCUUACAUGCAAAUAGAAAUGCCAUUCCAGUAGGUCUUUCAGUAACAGAGAAACUUUCAGAGUUAAUGAAGUCAAAUACACAGUUGUUUUCGCUCGUAGAAACAACUCCACUUAAACCAGCACGACUGCAGCAUGUCGUAUCGGUUAACCUCGAAAAGACAUGGGAUGACUCUGAGGAGCCGUGUGUUACAGGCUUGGACUUCCUGCCGGACGGUAGGAUCAUUGCCGUUGAUAGCUGGAACUGGAAAUGUUUUAUAAUGAACGGAACAUUAAAACGGUCGGGCAGGUGGUAUAAAUUCAAGACAAAGCCGAAAGAUGUUACGUCUUACAAGGAUAACUGUAUUGCAGUAACCGUCGGUUCCGAUACUCUAUGCAAUGUUUGCCUUUUGAAUGUAAAUAGUGACAACACAAUCACAUUGAUGAAGGUGUUAAAGGUGUCAGUCAGCUCCUGGUCCAUCGCCCAAAUAAAGGCCGAAACAUUCGCGGUAAGCACAUGGAACAACUCACAACCAGUCCGGAUAAUCGAUGUUGACGGCAAAGAAAGCAACUUUGAAAGUGUGAAGUUUCCUGCCAAGAUGUUUAAAUGCGGAAAAAACAAGUGCACCUACAACUCGUACCAAGAUACACUUGUACUUACAGACCAACAAGCUCACACAGUUAACAUUUACAACACCGUAACUGGUGAGAGGAUCGCGGUUACCGAUGGUCUGAUAAGUGAGCCUAUAGGCGCCUGUAUCGGACCCUGUGGCUCCGUGUUUGUCUGCAGUCAAUUUAAACACUCUGUUGUGCAGAUAUCCUCGACGGGAUGCGUUAUUGCAUCUUGCGAUGUCAACACAAGAUAUCCAAUGACGGUAGCCAUAUCCAAGGAUGGUUCAAGGCUGGCCGUGUCCAACAAUGUGAUGGGCGUGAGAGAAGUAAAGCUCUUUGAAAUAACUUCCUAAAUUUAGUUUAUAUCAAAACGUAUUCCAUGGUGAGCGUCCCUUUAUCUGGACGUUAGUUCUCGUAGUUCGGACGUAAUGUUGCUGCAAACAGUGGUAUAAUUUCGAAUUUGCUCGGUCGGUUUCAAACUAUCUUACCAUAUACAACUUUAGAUGUGCACUGUAUCAACUAAGAACUGAUAAACUGAGUGUGAAGUUUUGUAUUUAUUCUGUGUAAUCCAUAGGAAAUAAGUCCGCUCGGGCUUCAAUGGUUAUUCCUCGAGUUAUUCCACAUGUUUUGUUAUUUUCUUUCUUUGAAUACUAAUUUUACCAUUCGGAACUCCUCGGCCAUUUUAUCGAAAACAACCUCGGAUGUAUUUACGUACUCAAAAAGUGGCACGUUUAAGUCCGCUGCAAGUAGAUCGCGUAGUAAUUUUAUUAAGCAGUUAAACUUUAUGACUUUACUCGUGGGAAUCUGAAUUUUGUUUACAAUAAUUCACUUCAUUGGUAAUCAAUUUAAACUUAGAUCAAUAAAUACAACUCUAAAGCAAUACAUUUAAUAAAUGAUAUAAUUCAAAAAUUUACGAUCUACUUCAACUGAUGUACCUGCAUACAUCCGAGGUUGUUUUUGAAAAAAAAAUGGCCGAGGAGUUCCGAAUGUAAUUUUACAUGAAACUACUUCCAGUUUCGCUUUAAUAGAUAUUUUCAUAUAAAUUAAAUACCCCUUUUAAUAAAGGCUAAAGAGUUAAACAUAACAUAACAUUUGACACGGUCCGGGAAAAAACAACAGCACUGCGAUGUUUCUCUCAAAAUGGCAUAUCCCAUUUUGCGGCUUAGCGCGUAUUGGAUGAAUUGCCCUAUUAAAGUUAAACUUAAAGGCAAUCAUAUUUGGGGAAAUCAAGGAAAGAAGUUUUAUUUUUGGCGUUCUACAUUUACGAAAGAAUGACCAAUACUUGUUAAUUUACAAUUGGGCAAAUGACGUUGAGCUUAUGUGUAUCGAUGCAAUAACGAUGUACAGCUCAUGAAAUUGUAAAUAUAUUUUAACUAAAGUCUCCUUCUUUGUUUUUCUAGAAAAUGCAGAAUGCAAUGAUUUCUUUUUUAACUACUGUUUUGUCUGGAAGGACUGUUUAUAUCUUUGUCAUAUGAAUCCACAUUUUUUUGCACUCUUGUUGUAUGAUUAAUGCCUGCACAUAAUUUUCUUUGUAUUAUUAUCAUCAUUAUUAAAAAUCCGUUUAUCUUUUAAGCUCUGUUUAAAUGUAAAUUUCAAUGCAAA
This is a messenger RNA of Mya arenaria, 3028 nucleotides long. RefSeq lists its product as uncharacterized. The record is from RefSeq and is a predicted model, not a curated record. The coding region runs from base 64 to 1779 and encodes 571 amino acids. Gene Ontology annotation, molecular function: zinc ion binding; protein binding. The transcript has a single exon. Lineage: Eukaryota; Metazoa; Mollusca; Bivalvia; Myida; Myidae.